Messenger RNA from Funneliformis geosporum, 1788 nucleotides. Lineage: Eukaryota; Fungi; Glomeromycota; Glomeromycetes; Glomerales; Glomeraceae. The record is from the annotation of a GenBank genome assembly.
AUGUUGAAGAAUUAUUAUAAUCGAAAUCAAAGAAAUAGUGGAGGAUAUUAUAAAAGAUCUGUAUCGGGUCCAAGUAUUCAAUUGGAUGUUGUAGAAUAUGUUAUAGGCAACGAAAGACGUGCUAGGCUCGCUGUUAAUACCCCCAUAAAAGAAUAUGAACGGGUGGAAAUAUUAGAAAAUAGUGUUCCACCAUCAAAGGAGGGAACACAGGGAAUUUUAUUUCAGUUAAUACAAAAUUGUGAUGAAAAGAAUUUAAUGAAUAUAACAAUGACACCAGGCGAUGUAGUUAAUGAAAUUCCUUCAAGAAUAGCAUUAAUAACAAAUACAAGUUGUCCUUUAUUAUUACUUGAUUCAGUAGAUCGACAAAAUGUCACAGGAGCAAUCAUUAUAGCGAAUUCAUCAAUUAUAACAAAUCCUACUUCAUCGCCAAAAAUUCCUAACAAAUAUAAUUUUCCAAUAUAUUAUGUAAAUAACGCUGCUCAUGGUCAGGAAAUUGUAGAUUUUUUAUUAAGUAAUAUUUACUAUACAAGUCCAAACGAAAAUGGAGAAGCCUUUAAAUAUCGUGUUAGAGCUCUCCUAUUUCCUCAAGCUCCUUUCUUUCCUGGUGUUUGGGAAUUUACCUUGAUUGUUGUUGUUGUUUUAUUAGCAGUAUCAUUCGUUACAUCUGUUGCUAUGCAUUGUCAUCUUUAUCGAAUUCGACGUCGUCAAAGAGGAAGAGAUAAUCCAAGACCUUUUACUUAUCGCAUGAAAAUGUUAACAAUAAGCGAUGACACGUUGGCCUCUUUCCCGAUCAGAACUUAUACGGCACCUAUAUCAAAUAACGAAAUUGUGGAAACUCAAUCCAAUAUGGAGAUUAAGGAUGCUCAAAAUGAGGACAAUAUUCCAAAACAAAAUGAGAAAAGUAUUGAAGCCCAAGACUUAUCGGUAACUACGCAAACUGCGCCUGUUACACAGCUUACAUCUGAAUCAGAAGAUAAAGAAAUAAUUGACAAAAAUGAAAAAAUCGAUGAAAAGGGCACUGUAUCAAUUAAUAUACCAUCAUCAAACAAUAUACCUAUUGAUGUAAUGCCUUCUAUUCCUUUAGUCCUUAACCGUCAAGUAUCAAUUAAAUCAGACCGUCCAACUGCUUUAAGUCGUCACAUCUCGGUGAAAUCUCAACAUGCUGGUAUUAAUCGUCAUGUAUCGGUUCGUUCAGCACGUUCAACAAAAUCUACACGUUCAGAAAAUGCGAUAUCAGCAGCAACAGCUCUAUGUGAAGAAUCAGGGGCUCAUGUGGACGAUCAUGAUUCGCAAACACAUUAUAGUACAAUGUGUGCUAUUUGUCUUGAUGAAUUUGAGAAUGGUGAUCAACUUCGAGCUUUGCCUUGUAAUCAUGAAUUCCAUCACGAGUGUAUUGACCCUUGGCUCACACAAAAAUCAUCACUUUGCCCGCUAUGUAAAUUUGAUUGUGUACCAGAAAGUAGUAAGACACAAUAUGAUUCCGAGACAGAUUCAACAAAUACAUCAGGAAAUAAUAGAAAUUUCAUAGUUAUGAUACUUUUAGCAUGGUGGCCUAUUGCAUAUAUUCGUGCAAGGUUUAUAAGAUGGAGUGAGAAUCGAAGGAACAAUUCUAAUGUGGUUGAUGAUGUAUCUACUACGAACCAUCAACCAAUUAUACCAUCACCACAAGGUUUAUCGUCAUCUAGAAGAAUUGAAAUAAUCACUUCAAAUAAUAAUGGGUUGCAUAGACAAGGUAAUGGUGAAGUUUUACGAGAACUUGCUAUGCAAUCUAGCUUGGCUGGAAUAUAA